GGCCACUCAAGUCAGGAAUCAUCAAGCGACUAUCAGUUGUUUGCAUGACUCACGACAAUAAAUUCAUUCUGUAGACAGAUCAUAGGAGCACAGAAUGUGGAGCAAAUCAGACAUAGAUUACUCAGUGUAUUUAGUAACCAUCAAUGAGCUGGUUCCGGAGGGAUUGACCAUUUAUGAUCAAGUUGAGAAAUCGUUGCAAAAUGGUUCCACUAUUGUUCAGCUACGAGAGAAAGAAUUGGACACUGGUGCAUUCAUUGACAGGGCAAGAAAAAUUCAUGAAAUAACCCAGAAAUAUGGUGUUCCACUAAUUAUUAAUGAUAGAGUUGAUAUUGCAAUGGCAGUAGAUGCCGAAGGAGUUCAUGUUGGCCAAGAUGACAUGGACCCUGUUUUGGUAAGGGAAAUGAUUGGAAAUGACAAAAUUUUGGGCGUUUCUACUAGAUGUGAGGAAGAAUUAAUGAAAGUUAUUAAUUCUCCGGCAUUAAUUGACUACGUAGGAAUGGGCACUGUUUACUCUACAUCCACCAAAAUAGUAAAACGGGCUCCACUAGGGCCAGCUGGUGUCAAGGAGUUGCUUAAGGUUAUUUCCCUGAACAAGCCAAAAUUGAAAAGUGUAAUUAUAGGCGGUUUGAAUAAGUAUAAUAUCGCAUGGACUUUAUCUUCGUGCGCAUAUCAAGGGCUGAACACUAAUGGUGUUGCGGUUGUCUCUUGCAUAAUGGGGCAAUCUGAUGCUGGUUUAGAAACCAAAGAAAUAUUGGAAAGUGUUCGUCUCGGUUACGGAAAAUCACUGGCUGAAAAUCAAGUUGUCAAUAUCAAGCAAGAAGCAGCUGUUGUUCACUUCAUUACUAAUUCAGUUGCAAAAUACUUUUCUGCAAAUAUUUGCAUAGCAGCUGGCGGUUCUCCUAUAAUGUCUGAACUCGCCGAUGAAUUCAAAUCAUUUUCUAAGAUCCCAAAAAUUGGACUAGUACUCAACACUGGAACGCCUACCUCUUCUUCCAUUGGCAUUUACAAAGCAGCAAUAAAGGCAUAUAAUUCUCAGAUGAAGCCAAUCAUUUAUGAUCCAGUUGCAUGUGGUGCUACUAAAGGAAGACAGGAAAUCAUGCAGGAGGUUCUGUCGGCCGGACAAUUUACUGUUAUUAAAGGUAACUUGGCUGAAAUCUGCACUGUUGCCGGAGUCGAUGGAAGUAAAAUGAGGGGUGUUGAUUCGGUAAUGGAAGUUGCUAUUGAGGAAAUAGUUCCAAUCAUUUCAAAACUAGCCACUAAUAAGAAAUGUGUUAUAGUCAUGACAGGCGAAACUGAUAUCGUUGUUGACGGUAUCAUACCCACACCUGAGCCAAGAGUCACUUUAGUCAAAGGCGGUAAUCCCUUAAUGGCCGAGAUAACGGGCUCUGGAUGCGCAUUAGGUGGCGUUAUAGCUGCUUAUGUCGCCUCAACCUCUUUCCAUAACGCCUACGAAGCUACUGUCAAAGCAGUGACAUUGUAUAAAAAUGCAGGAUAUGAAGCUGGAAAUAUCAGUAGAGGGCCAGGAAGCUUCACAGCUAACUUUUUAGACGAACUCUACUGUAUGAAGCAGAGAAAUGAUAAAAGCGAUGGGAAUCUAUCAUGAGUGAAUUCAUGGUAUAACUAUAGCGUAUAUAAUUACUUAUUUAGAAUGGCAAUUUACUUUGUGUCUUAUCAGCCGUUGAAGGGGUAGCUUUUUUGGGCUUACUUUUGUCGUUCUUGCUCCUGUCGGAUCUUUUCAGCAAGCGCUCACCAUAAGAUUCUUCAAAGUCCUGGUUAAUUUUGGUUUCCAAGUCCAACGCCACAUGAAAAUCUUGAUGUGUCUGCCACUCCAAUAGGUCAAUGGCUUCAUCGCAUCUAUUGCAAAUACGCUUACUAUCUUCAUCAGCAACCUCAUCAAUUUUCG
This is a messenger RNA of Pichia membranifaciens NRRL Y-2026, 1903 nucleotides long. RefSeq lists its product as hypothetical. Gene Ontology annotation, molecular function: ATP binding; magnesium ion binding; thiamine-phosphate diphosphorylase activity. The coding region runs from base 95 to 1603 and encodes 502 amino acids. Gene Ontology annotation, biological process: thiamine biosynthetic process. Gene Ontology annotation, cellular component: cytoplasm. The record is from RefSeq and is a predicted model, not a curated record. The transcript has a single exon. Lineage: Eukaryota; Fungi; Ascomycota; Pichiomycetes; Pichiales; Pichiaceae.